Ambispora leptoticha is the source of this 1031-nucleotide messenger RNA. The record is from the annotation of a GenBank genome assembly. Lineage: Eukaryota; Fungi; Glomeromycota; Glomeromycetes; Archaeosporales; Ambisporaceae.
AAAAUGAUAUAAAUUUACGUAAAAAUUCAAGAACUGGUAAAGUUAGUAAUAAUAUUUUAUCAUUUGAAAUUGUAAUGAAAGUUAUUACUUUUAUAGGAAAUUUUGCAAAACAAAAUGGAUUACCAUCACCAGGACGAAAUUUUCGUGAUAAUACAUAUGCAAUAAUAUAUUUACCAGCAGAUAUUACUUAUUCAUCUUUAUAUAUACAAUAUACAGAAGCAACUGAAAAUAAUAAUCAACAUCAAAUUGAUAUGAGAUUUAAUGCUAAUUAUUGGUUAGUAGAAGAAAAAGAAACAAAAGUAUUAGAAUGGCAUAAGUAUAUUAAAUGUGCAUAUAAAGAACGUGAAAAUUAUAAGCAACAAAUUAAAUUAGCUUAUGAAAAUAUUCAAAAUUUUGAAAUUAAUAAUUUAGUACGUGCUGGAAAACCUAAUUCAUUAAAUAUUACAGAUAAAGUUUAUUUUAAAUCUUUAUAUAAAGUUCACUUAUUUGGAAUAUGUGAUGAUGCAUUUUCACGUCAAAUAAACUAUUUAAUUAAAGAAAAUGAAUUAGUUGGUAAAGGUGCAGAUACAGUUAUCUCUUUAGUUCAUAAUUGGGGCAAAGACCCUAAUUAUUUUGAAUUACAUGGUUUAGGAGAAAAAAAUUUAGUAAUUCAUACAGAUAAUUAUUCAGAACAAAAUAAGAAUAAUGCUAUGAUAGCAUAUUUAACUUGGAGAGUUUUAACUGGAUUGCAUGAUAGUAUAACUUAUUGUUUUAUGGUUGCAGAACAUACUAAAUUUAGUCCAGAUGGAUUUUUUGGACUUAUAAAAUUACUUUUAAGAAAAUCAGAAGUAGAUAAUCUUGAUGAUUUAGUUAAAGUAGUUCAAAAUUCAACUCCUGGUAGAUAUAAUAUUGCACAAACAGUAUUUGAUAAUAAAAAAAAUCAAAUUUUAAAUCCAGGAAAAGUUAAAAUUAGCACAUCAUCUUAUGGUGAAAAAACAUUAGUACAAAUAGAAAAAACUAUGAAAAAUGAUAAUUUAAUUGACGAUUCUCCA